AUGCAAAACCUAUGUGUAUUCAAAUCUAGUAAAAUUCUACAUACAAAUAUUCACAGUUUAAGCUCACUACGAGAAAAAGGUUCAUUUUUAUCUCGUAUUCGAUAUGUGCUUAAUCAUUAUUGGAUUGGAUCAAAAUUACUUUAUGAUAAUUAUAAAACAGCUCGAGAAAUUCGGAAAAAAGAUGUGAACUCGUUAACACGUCUUGAUUAUUUAACGUUAGAACAAUAUCGUUACGAUAUUCGUAUUGGAGCUCCAUUUGUUUUACUAUUUGCAAUGCCUAUUAUUGGUUAUAGUGCACCUCUUCUUGCACUCAUUGCUCCAAAAUAUCUUCCAUCGACAUUAAUUAUGCCUAAACAAAAGGUUGAAUUUUUAAAAGAUGAUGCAAAUGUAUCAUCGUCAAUUAUUGAUUCAUUAAUUAAAUUAAGUAAACGUCAAUAUGAUUCAGAAAAAAUUCAUGAUUUUAUAUCAAUUAUACAAUUUAUAAAUAAAAUUUCCAGUGCAAAUGAUCGAUUUGAAUCAAUAAUGUCAUCAAUUGAAGAAACAAGUUCAUUAUUUAAUAGAAAUCUUAAUUUAUCAUCAAUUGAGCGUCAACAUUUAUUAUUAGUUCAUCAAUCAAUAUUACAUUCAUCAUUUAUUAGUAAAUAUUUAUUAAAUAAUUACUCAAUUAUAAAACAAAUUGAAAAUUGGCAAAAUCGAAUAUUUAAUGAUGAUCAAAUAUUAAUUAAGAAUAUAAAUAAACUUAGCAGAUAUGAAUUAGUGUUAUCUCUUUAUUCUCGUGGAAUUUAUCUCCAUUUAAAUGAAAUGGCUAACGUUUUAAAAUAUGAACAAAUCAAUCAUUUCAAUCGAAUUGAAAAAAAGAAAACUGAAAUUAUUGAACUUAGUGAAAAUAUUUUAAAUGAUUGGAAACAAAUAUUAUAUCAAUGGAUUAAAAUUCAUAAAAGUAUUUCAAAAAGAAAUCAAAUAUCAACUAGUUUUCUUGUUCAUAUUGGACCUUUACUUACAAAAAAAUAA
Messenger RNA from Rotaria socialis, 1011 nucleotides. NCBI's taxonomy places the organism in Eukaryota, Metazoa, Rotifera, Eurotatoria, Philodinida, Philodinidae. The record is from the annotation of a GenBank genome assembly.